Capsicum annuum is the source of this 981-nucleotide messenger RNA. RefSeq lists its product as uncharacterized. Gene Ontology annotation, cellular component: chloroplast thylakoid membrane. Gene Ontology annotation, biological process: thylakoid membrane organization. Lineage: Eukaryota; Viridiplantae; Streptophyta; Magnoliopsida; Solanales; Solanaceae. The record is from RefSeq and is a predicted model, not a curated record. The coding region runs from base 196 to 756 and encodes 186 amino acids. The transcript is spliced from 3 exons.
UAUAACAUAUCAUACUACACCAUAUCAUGAUACAUUAUGACACAUGGCAAACCACCCUCCAAACAGGUCUCCCAUCUCCCGGGCCAAAGAAAAAGAGUGGAAAGCUAAAGGAAAGUGUUCCCCAAAUAGCAGCACAGGUAAGAGAAAUCCCCUUUGAAAACCAACCCAGCUCUGAAAUUCAAGUAAAGGGAGAAUAUGAGUGGGGUAUUCACUAUCUCCUCACUGAAUUCUCCUCGUAUUGCUCCAUUGAAACCUCGGUUCCAACGUUGUUGUACCAUUCCCACAUGGAAUUCCUGUGCUCCAAGUACCACCAACAGAUGUAUUCCACCACUCAAUUUCACUUGUAAUUUCAGUUCCGUCCCUCCUCCUGGUGAAAAUGAGAGUAAGAAUAUCCUUGAUGCGUUCUUCUUAGGUAAAGCUCUGGCUGAAGCAGUUACUGAGCGCAUAGAGUCUACAGUAGGAGAGUUCCUAAGUACAGUUGGCAGAUUGCAAGCAGAGCAACAAAAGCAAGUUCAGGACUUUCAGGAGGAGGUUCUUGAAAGAGCCAAACAAGCCAAAGAGAAAGCAGCACGUGAAACAAUGGAAACACAAGGACUUAUUUCCAACUCGUAUGCAGCAAAUACAUCAACAGCAACUGCAGCCUCAGCUUCCAGUAGUGUAGCUAGUCCAAGGACGAACAUAAAUUCCCAGCCUGCUAACAUUGAUUCAGAAAAUGGAAGCAAGGACUCUGAGCUAGGGGUAUCAAAUGGAGACUGAUAUUCCUGUAGGCUGUAGUUGUAUGUUUAUUUAUCCUUGUGAUGAGAUCUUAUUAUACCUAGUUUAGAUUUUUUCGAUGGAAAAGUCUGAUACUUGUGGAAAAGGAAAUAGAAUUACCAUGUGCGAUUGUCAUUUUGCCAUAAAUAUUGUACCUUUUCAUUUUGGAUUGUUGAUAAAGCUUCAUAGCUUCUAGUGCAAUGUUGUGAAAAGUGUAUCUUGAAGUCA